Pteronotus mesoamericanus is the source of this 1230-nucleotide messenger RNA. RefSeq names its product GATA binding protein 5 (gene GATA5). Bases 1 to 1230 code for a protein of 409 amino acids. Gene Ontology annotation, molecular function: zinc ion binding; RNA polymerase II cis-regulatory region sequence-specific DNA binding; DNA-binding transcription factor activity, RNA polymerase II-specific. Gene Ontology annotation, biological process: cell fate commitment; positive regulation of transcription by RNA polymerase II; cardiac muscle tissue development. The record is from RefSeq and is a predicted model, not a curated record. NCBI's taxonomy places the organism in Eukaryota, Metazoa, Chordata, Mammalia, Chiroptera, Mormoopidae. The transcript is spliced from 6 exons. Gene Ontology annotation, cellular component: nucleus.
AUGUACCAGAGCCUGGCGUUGGCCGCGAGUCCCGGCCAGGCCGCCUACGCGGACUCGGGCGCCUUUCUGCACGCGCCAGGCGCUGGCUCCCCGGUGUUCGUGCCGCCGGCGCGCGUCCCCUCCGUGCUGCCCUACCUGCCGCCGUGCGAGCCGGGCCCCCAGCCCGCCGCGCUCGCCGCGCACGCCGCGCACACCGGCUGGGGGCAGGCGGCCUCGGCAGACUCUCCGGCCUUCGGCUCCGGCAGCCCGCGCGCGCCGGUGUCUCAGCCGGCCGGGGCCACCUCCUUCUCCUUCGCGCACAGCCCCCCGGGGCUCGGCAGCGGCGGCGGCGGCGCGGGGAGCCGGGACGGCAGCACCUACCAGGGCGCGCUCCUGGCUCGCGAUCAGUACCCGGCCCCGCUCGGGCGGCCUGUGGGCGCCUCGUACCCCGCUGCGUACCCGGCCUACGUGAGCACCGAGGUGGCCCCGUCCUGGGCCUCUGGACCCUUCGAGGGCAGCGUCUUGCACAGCCUCCAGAGCCGCCCGGCCGGUUUCCCUGGCCGCAGAGCCGCCUUGGUGUCCGACUUCUUGGAGGAGUUCCCCGGCGAGGGCCGCGAGUGUGUCAACUGCGGAGCCCUGUCCACGCCGCUGUGGCGCCGUGACGGCACCGGCCACUACCUGUGCAACGCCUGCGGCCUCUACCACAAGAUGAACGGGGUCAACCGGCCGCUCGUGCGGCCCCAGAAGCGCCUGUCCUCCAGCCGCCGGGCUGGCCUCUGCUGCACCAACUGCCACACGACCACCACCACGCUGUGGCGGCGCAACGCGGACGGCGAGCCCGUGUGCAACGCCUGCGGGCUCUACACGAAGCUGCACGGGGUGCCCCGGCCCCUGGCGAUGAAGAAGGAGAGCAUCCAGACGCGGAAACGGAAGCCAAAGAACGUGGCCAAGACCAAGGGCUCCGCAGGGUCCACGGGCAAUGCCGCGGCCUCACGGCCGUCCUCUGUCCCCAACCCCGAGAACACAGCGGCCACCUUGAAACCCGAGCCCGGCCUGGCGGCCCCUGCCUGCCCUAGGCCCAGCGUCGCCUCACAGGCCCCCAGCCAGGCGGACGAGCCCCCGGCCCCCAGCCACGUGGAGUUCAAGUUCGAGCCCGAGGACUUCGCCUUCCCCUCCGCGGCCCUGGGCCCCCAGGCCGGCCUUGGGGGAGCCCUGCGCCAGGAGGCCUGGUGUGCACUGGCCUUGGCCUAG